GGGCCGUGCUGAUUGCCGGGCCAUAACAUAAGUGAACUUCGGACUGCAAGCACACGCGGCUGCAUUUCGUGAAAAAAAUAAAACAUUUUCAACUACAAAACCAGUCCUGCGGUUUGUUCUCGCGCCUUGUUUCAAAAACGAAUAAUAAAGACGAUAUCCCGUCGCAACAUUGUUAUGAAAAUAAACCUAGUUUGGUAUGGACGAAGCUUUAAUAAUUAGGAAAUAUUAAAGUUGGCGUGUUUAUAAUGAGUAAAUAAUAAGAAGUGAUAGUUGUGUGACUUGUGUGCUAGAAAAGUAUCAAAUCAAUCUCGUGUCCAAUUUUAACAGACUCUUGUAACUCAUAAUGGCGAGACACAGGAUAGUUUUCUUGGUGUUAUUUGUGAAUCUUGUUAGCUGUAACAAUAACAACACUAGCAUUCCCACGCCGUCUGUAUACGAGCCAUCGUGGACGUAUAAAUGCGUGCCAGACGAAGGUUGUCAACGGUCGCAGUCACCUGAGCCGACGCUGAGUAACGUAACUGGAACAGUGUAUGAAAGCUUGGACCUCUGUCGCACCGUUUGUGGCAGGUUUGGCGGAAUAUGGCCGAAGCCUGGUACCGCCGCGUUAAGUAUGCAGACGGUCAAAAUACACCCUAAUUAUUUGAGGUUCGAUUUAAUUGAUGCUCCCGUUGAGACGAGGGAACUAUUGGCUAAAAUGACUCAAGUGGCAACAGCAAAUUUAAUAGAUGAAUGUAAUGGAAAUGUUACUGAAGUAGUUACUACACCGGUUGUUGUUUACAUCACUAUUAAAACAUCUAAUCUAGAACUUUCUUGGCAGACAGACGAGAAAUAUAUGCUGGAUGUUCAAUCGAAAGAUGCAAACAUAGCCGUCCAUAUAUCUGCUGAAACAGUAUAUGGAGCUCGACAUGCUUUAGAAACUUUUACCCAACUAGUCACAUCAGACAAACCAGACUAUACUGAUACAUACAAAUGCGCUCUCAGACUUGUAUCUGGCGCUAAAAUCCGGGACAAACCAGUUUAUCCCCAUCGAGGAUUCCUUCUGGAUACUUCUAGAAACUUCAUACCGUUAGAAGAUAUAAAGAGAAUGAUCGAUGCGAUGGCAACGACGAAGAUGAACGUGUUCCAUUGGCACGUUACGGAUUCUCAUAGCUUCCCGUUGGAAUCAGCUCGGGUGCCGCAAUUUACGAGAUACGGCGCCUACUCAGCAUAUGAGAUAUACUCAACGGAGGAGGUGCGAGAGCUGAUCAGUUACGCCCAAAUCCGAGGAGUUAGAGUCGUCAUUGAAAUCGAUUCGCCAGCACAUGCUGGAAACGGCUGGCAAUGGGGGAAGGAAUACGGCUUUGGCGAUCUCGCAGUAUGCGUGAACGCAAAGGCGUGGCGGUCUCUCUGCAUCCAACCGCCGUGUGGCCAGCUCAACCCAGCCAACCCCAAGAUGUAUCAGGUGUUGAGAGACCUCUACAAGGAUAUCGCUGAAACUCUGCCUAAACCUGCUCUGUUCCAUAUGGGAGGAGAUGAGGUUUUCCUCGAAUGCUGGAACUCCACAGAAGAAAUCGUGACGUACAUGAAAAGCAAAGGAUACGAAAGAAACGUGGAAGGUUUCAUGAAGCUAUGGGCUGAGUUCCAUUCCACCGCGCUGGGUAUUUGGGAUGAGGAGAUUGCUGCUCUUGGUGGAAGUCAGCAGCCAGUGAUGCUGUGGUCCUCGGAACUGACGCAGGCUCAUAGGAUACAGAGAUAUUUGAGUAAAGACAGAUAUGUAAUAGAAGUAUGGGAACCAGUAUCCAGCUCACUAAUGUCCCAACUACUCAACCUGGGCUACCGGGUGGUAUCAGUGCCAAAGGAUAUCUGGUAUUUGGACCAUGGCUUCUGGGGUAACACCAAGUACUCCAAUUGGAGGAAAAUGUACUCCCAUGUACUGCCAGUGGAGGCUCAUGUCCUGGGGGGAGAAGUCGCUAUGUGGAGCGAGUAUGUGGACUCGCAGGCUUUGGAUACUCGGGUUUGGCCUCGUACAGCAGCUGUCGCAGAGAGAUUAUGGUCUAACCCUAGCUCAAGCGCUAGUGCCGCUGAACCUAGGUUACAAAGACUAAGGUCUAGAUUAGCCGCCAGGGGAAUCCCCUCUGAUGUACUAUCACCAGCUUGGUGUUCACAACAUGACGCUAGAUGCCUUUAAAUAUAUACAAAUUGUAUAUAUUUUUGUCUGUGUCCUAAUUACUUAAGUAAACGAAAAUGCGAUGAAUUUAUUAUCGAAAGGGACCAAUGAAUAGAAGUAAUUUAAUGCAACAAUUGAAUGCAUUCCAAAAUAUUGUUACUUUGUU
Molecule: messenger RNA, 2312 nt
Organism: Zerene cesonia (dogface butterfly)
Lineage: Eukaryota; Metazoa; Arthropoda; Insecta; Lepidoptera; Pieridae
Gene: Hexo2
Product: chitooligosaccharidolytic beta-N-acetylglucosaminidase
Exons: 10
Coding region: 344-2167 (607 amino acids)
Biological process (GO): ganglioside catabolic process; carbohydrate metabolic process; glycosaminoglycan metabolic process
Cellular component (GO): membrane
Molecular function (GO): beta-N-acetylhexosaminidase activity
Source: RefSeq, a predicted model, not a curated record